CAACACCGUUGAAAAAGGGCUAUAAUCCAUGUUAUAAGGGACCCAAUAAAAACAGAUCAUGUACGGAUGUUAUUUGCUGUUUUAUAUUCUUGAUCUUCAUUGGAGGCCUUGUGGUUGUGGCCUACUUCGCUUACGUGUAUGGCAACCCAAAGUUGUUGAUCUACCCACAAGACUCCGAGGGUAACCUGUGUGGAAUGGGCACUAAAGUCAACAAGAAGUACCUGUUUUUCUUCGACCUUGUUGCAUGUGGUAGGAUGGGACCAGGUGUGUUUGUCAAUGGUUGCCCCACUCCACAGGUUUGUGUAGAGAAGUGCCCAGAUGAAGAUUAUGUAUUUCUACAAAAUACCAAAGAUAAUGAUAAAUCUCACCUGAUAUGCAAGGAUAAUGUGAACACUAAAUCAACCACCAAGAGGGUGGAACAACUAGUGGUAGACGGCGACUGUGCAGCAUAUUACUUCAAAAGUGAAGCAAGUAAUUAUCCUGUUUCUUGUUUGUCAAAACCAAUAUAUGAGCAAUUUCUUCAUGCUAAAGAAUUUGGAGAGAAGAUUAUUGCUGAUGUAGUGGUUUGUUGGUGGAUGAUCCUAAUUGGGCUAAUUAUUGCCAUGACACUCUCCUUAAUCUGGAUAACUCUGAUGCGCUGGCUUUCUGGCCUCAUGGUCUGGCUCACCAUCCUGGCUUUUGUUGCCAUUUGGUUAUGCUUGACAGUUGCCAGCUGGUACUUGUAUACUCAGGCCAAAGGCAAAAAUGAAACAUUGACUUUCUACUUGGUUUGGAGGCUAACAUUUGAAAAGGAGAAGCUGUUCCUUGCUGCUGGUAUCAUCUUUGGAGUGAUCCUGACCAUUGUCCUGCUUAUCCUGCUGUUCUUGUGUCACCGGAUCAUCAUUGCCGUGGCUAUCAUCAAGCAAGGAAGCAGAGCUGUUGGUGCUAUGUGGUCUACGUUGCUAUGGCCUUUGAUUCCUUUCAUCCUACAACUUGGUGUGAUUGGCUUGUGGGGAAUUGGCCGUGCUGAAAAUCUGGCAGAUAAUAACAUCACAUUUUCUAAUGGAAGCUAUGACUACGAUGCUAUCCGGAGAAGGUCAAGCAACCUGUUUGAGGAAAUACCCUGUGAUGCCAAUGACACUUCCUCCGACUUGGGCAGAUUUUGUGGUUUCAUCAAAUAUGGAAAAGGAAAUUACACAAUAUACCUGCAGAUCUUCAACCUGUUUAUGUUCUUCUGGCUGGUCAACUUUGUGUCAGCCCUAGGACAGCUAACACUGUCAGGAGCUUUUGCCAGUUGGUACUGGGCGUUCAAUAAGCCAAAAGAUAUUCCAAUGUUCCCUGUACUGGGUGCACUUUGGAGAUGCUUCAGGUACCAUCUGGGUUCACUGGCUUUUGGUUCCUUGCUUAUAGCCAUUGUUCAGUUGAUUAGAGCCUUCCUGGAGUACCUGGACAGCAAACUCAAGGGAACAGAGAAUCCUAUUGCCAAAUUUUUACUCAAGUGCCUAAAAUGUUGCUUCUGGUGCCUGGAGAAAUUCUUGAAAUUUCUAUGCAAAAAUGCAUAUAUAAUGAUGGCAGUCUAUGGCAACAAUUUCUGCAGCUCUGCCAAGCGGGCUUUUGACCUCAUUUUAAGGAACUGUGUGAGGGCUUUUGUCCUGGAUAAAGUCACAGACUUUUUACUGUUUGUUUCCAAACUGGUCAUAGUUGGGGCAGUAGGUGUCAUUGCCUAUUUCUUCUUUGAUGGAAGAAUAGAUUUCCUGAAAGAGUACCAGCCAGUACUAAACUUUUACAUUGUGCCAAUAGUU
This is a messenger RNA of Candidula unifasciata, 1781 nucleotides long. The record is from the annotation of a GenBank genome assembly. NCBI's taxonomy places the organism in Eukaryota, Metazoa, Mollusca, Gastropoda, Stylommatophora, Geomitridae.